This is a messenger RNA of Phlebotomus argentipes, 8455 nucleotides long. RefSeq names its product titin. Gene Ontology annotation, cellular component: filamentous actin; microtubule organizing center. Gene Ontology annotation, molecular function: protein binding. NCBI's taxonomy places the organism in Eukaryota, Metazoa, Arthropoda, Insecta, Diptera, Psychodidae. The transcript has 15 exons. Gene Ontology annotation, biological process: actin cytoskeleton organization. The record is from RefSeq and is a predicted model, not a curated record. The coding region runs from base 870 to 7796 and encodes 2308 amino acids.
GGAGUGCGUCGUGAGUGUGACAAGGAGGCAAUUCCCUCCACAGCAACACACCUUCCACAAAGUGGAUUAUCUGACGAGGGACAGCACUGUCCCGCGAGAGUCAGUGCUAAAAAACUGAAGAAGUCGUAUAUGAUUCAUAGGCUGCGACGUUAAUCAGUUCAGUUGCUCAGCCGCACUCGUACGGAAAACACAUCUCCGAAACGCUUCUCUUCUGAGACAGUUUCACUUUGGAAUAGCAAAGAAGAAAAAAAAAGAGAAAUAGAGAUCAUCUUCUCUUUUUGCGGGAAAAAGUCUUUUGUGCUUUGGUGAAUUGCGCGUGAAUGUUGAGUCAGAGAAAACACAUCUCUCUGUGUGAAGAAGAAGAGAUUCUGCAGCACAGAAAUCCUGUGGGUGAGGUUUAUUGACUCUUCAUUGGUAGUCUUGGCCAAAAUCGGCAACUCAAGACGGUGGGACAGAUCUUUGAGAAUCGCAGGCACUUCACACUGUUUAUAAUGAUUUAACAGUAAGAAGGUGGUGAUCAUAUUUGGAAGACAACACACAUCGAAUAUAAUCAUAAAUACUCAAGCAAUUAAGGUGGAAAAGAAGGCAAAGUAGAAAAAAGUUCUCGUGUUACAAAAAACCAAAAUCAGUGAUUUAUGGAUUGUUUCUUCUUGUGAACUUCUUCCACUCGCGCAACUUCCAGUUCGCGCGAAUCAAUGAAUGAAACCAAUUUUCGCAUCAUCUGAGACGUGCUCUUUUCUUCCUUCUUCCCAAUCACUGAUCAUCAUCAACUGUGCGCUGACAAGUUGAAGUACAAUAUUAUAUCCGAGGACAAGGACACUUUAUUGACGACGACGACUGAGACGACAAAACGAGUGUCCUCGAGAAAAAUGGCAUCAGAACCGGUGGAUUUAGCAUUGAUACACGAUGAAGAAUUGCUCCGUCGAAUGUGGCAGCAGACGGACGACUUCGCGAGGAAGAAGGAGAUUCGGGCUCAUAUGUACAAAUUGCGCGAGAGUCGUCUGCGUGAUUUCUACACUGGUGACAUGGAUGCAACCAUUGGAAUUGGCAAGGGACUCGGCGCCAGUCAUGGCGAUUCCCUGCAGGAUCAAUCCUUCGAGAGCUUCAAAACGAAGGAGAUUCGCGACUCUGAGAGUCCCACAAGAGACUACAAGUUUGAUGUUGUGGCGCCAGACACAAGUGGAUGGAAUGUCAUUACAUCAUCGGAAGUGACAAACGACGGGAAAACUCACACAACCCAAACACUCGCGACCACGGCCGGUGUUCAAGAUGUGCCAGGUGGGAAAUCGUCAUUCUCCGGGCGCAAUGAGCAAUUGUCCUCGGUGACCCAUGAAGGUGACGACAGCAAUUUCACAACCUCCGCCGGCCAGUCGUCCAACACUCUCCUCCAGGAGACCACCGUGACUGGCGAUGAGGACAGCGGCAAGACAGAGACCAAGUCCACAUCCGUCACCUCAUCCUCUCGUGUCAUCAAGUCACAGCACACAUCGUCCGGCGAUCAGGCUGCUCGUGAUCACAGAAACGUUGCCGACGAGUUCGAUGAAUUGCUCCAAUCAGCACGGAAUACAUCAUCGAGUGUCCAGCAAUCCACUUCACUCACAACAUCCAGCGAGAAACAGAGUGAGCAGCAAUUUACUGGUCAGCAAGAGAGCAAAGUAUCAACAACAAUGACCGCUGAGGCGCAUCAGAAGGAGGUUGAGCGUCUGGCCGCCCUGCCGGGUGAGAUUAUAUCGCGCAAGAUUGACUAUCCCGAUGCCAAUACGAAGAUGAUCACAGAGACAAAGGCCCUCGAUGACGGGACAAUCGUCACAACGACCAAGUACGAAACCAGAUCAGCCUCAUCCAAGGUAUGGAGCUCAGCUUCCAACAAGCAAGAGUCAUCCUCCACGCGCUCCGUCACGGAGGAGCGCGCCCAGAAGCAGAGGAUCGAGUGUAUCCGUGACGAGUCAUCUGCGACCAGAGAGAAAUCGCAUGAGAUAUCGCACGAUCGCGAAACCACUCAACAGCACGCACUCAAGUGCGAUACAACGGCAACAGAUGAUUAUGCUCCCAGUGAAAUCUCUCAAUUCUCACCGCAGUCCAACAAGACCUUCGAGAUGUUCGAGGAGGACACGCACCAGACAUCCGAGAAGGUGGUGAAGCAGGAGUAUCGCCAGGAUCACACCAGUAAGCGAGUCAGUGUGGAGGUUGACGCUGCUCAUGAUGCCUUUGCGCGCUCCUUGAGGUCCAUUUCUCCCGAUCGCGGCAGCACAAAGUCAUCAACAACUCGUCUCAGCACAGACAAGGGACAAUCCAGACGGAGUCCUUCGCGAGAGAGUGACACAAGUCGCAUCAGUUCGAACACAGUGACGAAGAGCAAGAGUGAUCUCACCACUCAUGAUUACCAGAGAUCAACCAUCAGCUCUGAGAGGCGUCAAGCUCGAGCAACCACGCCGAAGCGCCCAUCAACUGUUGUCGAGUCCACUGAAGAUGAGCCAAGGGAUCGUGUGCCUGUCAAGGAGCCCUCUCCAGUCAGGAGACCCACUCAGGCAAAAGACAGCAAGCCCUCCUCUUCGGUCAAGAAAUUGCCCAAGACUCACGACAAGACUCCAAUGAAGGACUUCGAGACAGAUUCAGCGAGAUCCACUUCACCAACAAGCACUGUCAGCGAUAUUGUCUAUCACAAGACAGACAAUCGUCAAAUCAUCACUGAUCUGGACUCUGAGGAAGUGACUGAAGUUGUGAAGACAAGCCAAGAGUCCACCAACACUCAGUCAGUGACCGAAACGACAACUAUUGCUGAAGGAUACGGAGAUGAAGUCAUUGAAGUACAGGAAAACACUUCCAAGACUCCAACUGCUCCGCCAAGGAAGAGUUCCAUCAAGAAAACCACUGAGGAAGUCAUUGACAGUGUUGAUUCUAAGGAAACUUCUGAUGAGACAUCGAAAAGAUACAAGUUGACCAGGAGUGAGACUUAUGAGGAGCGUUGCAGGAAGAUUCUCGGAAUGUCUGAAACGACUGAAGAAACACAGGAGAAGACUUCUCAAGACACCGUCGACUUCUUGGCCAAUGAAGUCAAUGUGGAGACGAAGAAUAGAGCUAAGAGUCCUGAGAAGGUCAGAAAGACUUCUUCGCCAUCUAAAAAGACUCCCGCGAGCAGCCCUGAAAGAAAGCCAUCCAUUAAGAAGACUCCACAGAAAGUGGAACCAGUGAGAAAAUCCAGCAAGAAUGAGAUAAAGAGAGAAUCCGUCACGGAGAUCACAACUCAAUCCACCAAGACGGUGAUUAAGAAGGAGCUGAAAGAGGAUGACAAGGAGAGAAAGUCCACUACAACCAUCAUCACAACGACUAAAGAUGCUCCUGAAAAGAAAACUCUGGGAGAGAGGAAGAAGUCGACUGGAUUGGAUACAAAGCAUGUGUCAACGGCUAAGAUAACCAUUUCUCCUGUGGCUUCCAAGGCGAAGCCUAAGGAUGAGAAGCCAGCAGCGAAGAAGCCCAAGAAGAUCACUCACAGUGAUUAUUCGUCAGAAGCUGAGGAUUCGGAGAAGGAAGUUCCAGCACCUGAGAAAACUCCAUCAGCGCGGCGAGUGAAUAAAUUGCCGGUGGUGGAGCGAAAGGAAUCCGCUCCGGUGUACAGCAGUCGCCAGGAGAAGGAGUCUGUGCACAAAAUGGCAAGAUCCACCAGUGAAAACACCUUCAGAUCAUCAGCACGGAAGCGCUCAAAGCCUGACAUGCCAGAAAUCAGUAAAUCGCCGGAAAAGACAACGAAAGCCGACACAAAACGACCCACAAAGUGUAUCACGACAAAAACGAUCAAUCUCACGGCGACAAAUCACACAGAGAGCGCCAAGACGAGUGAGGAUGUUGAUGUCAUUGUUGAUAUUCAGCAGGCAAAGUCAUCACGAGAGCCCACACCCAAUCGCAUCAUUCCUGUUCCGGUGUCGCCAGAAGAGGACACGGGAAAGCCACGAUAUCCGGAUGCUGUGCACGAACCGGAUGACGAGCGUCGCCAGCCGAAGGUGAAGAAUAUUCCCAUCUAUGAGGAAGAGACAAGUGACUACAUUGGCUGCAGCAUCACCGAAGUGGCUGAAGACGACACCAAUUUGACCGUCGCCGACAAGGUGAAUCUCUUCACCAGCCUCAAGGAGAAUUCCAACUACGAGAGAACAUCAUUCACCAAGGAAUCCUCCGUGGAUGUGGAUGAGAAGCUGAAGGAUGACGAAUGUCUCCUCAGUGUUUCGGAUAAAGUCAGCAAAUUCAUCACAUCUGCUGAGGAGGUGAAGAAAAUCAAGACUUCAACGCCCUUCUCGCCUGAUCGCGAUCGCGAUGACUCGCUCAGGGUGGACGAGGAGUGUCUCUUGAGUGUCACAGACAAGGUCACCAAGUUCAUCUCCACCGCUGAAGAUGUCAAGAAGCCCAAAGUCUCAAGUCCCUUCGUCCCGGAAUCUCGGCCUGAAAAUGGCGACACAAUCACGGAUGAGAGUCAAUUGAGUGUCACUGAGAAGGUGACAAAGUUCAGGACAAGAGCUGAGAAGUUGGCAGAAACCACGCCUCAGAGAUCUCCAGAACUCGUGGCCAAGAUCGACAGGCAAGUUGCCCGUUCAAAGCCACCAACGGUUGAGAAGGUGUCAGAGGAGGAAUUCGGGGAUUUCGAGGAGGAGAAGACCAGGAGGAGCAGCGUGAAGGAUCGCUACAGUCCCAAGGAGAAGCCAGUGACCACAUCUCCAAUCACCCUGCGCAGCACGGAGAUUGUGAAGAAGGCCAAGGCUGUCUUUGAGCAGAACAAGUCCCCAUCGGCAAAGCCCAAGGACAUCCUAUCGCGUCCUUCCGUCUGGGAGGGUCGAAAGACAGCCAAACUGUCAGACAUUGGGGUGAAGGGAAAGGAGAAAUCCUUACCAGAGGAAGCGCCCAAAUCCGAGGGAUUCUUCCUCACAGAACCCGGCAAUCGAGACACUCCUCGAGAACUUGAUCGUGCCUUCCAGAAUGCCGAGAAAUCCUCUCCCAGUGACUCAAUUCCAUCCUAUCUGAAGGACGCUGUCGCCACGCGAAAGCACAUCUUCGAGAAGAGGAUUUCCGAGGAGAAGAUCAGAAGAAAGUCCCAAGAAUCGGUGGAGAGAAAGCCCUCAAAGCCUGUUGAAGAUAUUGAGCCUGUUGUCGAGGAGAUUUGUAUCAAGAAACUCGCUUAUCAAACACAACCAGAUUCUCCUGUCCAGAAGGACUCUGUGGGCGCCAAGAGGAGUCUCUUCGAGAGAAAAGACUCCCUGCCAUCGUACAUGAGUCCCACAUUGAGCUCCAUCGAGCACAUGAAUAGCCAGAGGAAGGAUUCCAUUGACAUCAACAAGAGCAACUUGCGAAAGGCCUCAAUGGAAAAGAAGGACGAAGAGUACGAUGGCAAUCCUAGAAGUACUGUGAAAUUCGGUGUGGCUCUCAAGAGAACCGACUCAGAGACUUCACAGCCUCGUCGCAAGUCCAGUUGUCCGGAAAUACCACACAUUGAGGAGAUCUUCGAGUUGGAAUUGCUGGAGAGAAUGCUCGAAACUGUUGUUGGCUAUGAGCAACGCAGGAGAAUUCGCGCCCAGAUUCGCCUGGUGAAGAAGCAAAUGGAGAGCAAGGAAGUGAGGAAGAUCAGUCCCUCGAGGAAGCUCUCACCGCGCAAGAUCAGUGGCAAAUCAACCGAAGCUCCUGAUCACACUCAAUUGAACGGACACAAGAGCGAGUGUGAGACUGUUGAGAUUCACGAGAGUCGCGUGGAGAAGCACAUGUCCAGAAGCCCAAGUCCACCAAAAUCCCUGCCCAAUCUCCGUCAGAUGCGCUCAGUGGCGACUGAGUCGAAGGAUGACAAGCCCAUCUGGGCCACCAAGAACAUCCUCAAGAAGGCAUCCGAGAACAAUCGCACCUACUCGAGCAGGAGAGUCGUGAGUGAAAGCAAGACGCAACGCAUGAAGACAGACGUCAGCACUGAACCGAAGUCCAUGGAUUCAGUGACAUCGAGCUACGGAAUUGGGCCAACGGAUGACAAUGGACAGCCUCUGUUUGGCCUGCGUGCGCUGAAGAAGAAGACUCCAGGCGCGAGUGAUUCCACAACCAAGGUAUCCGGAAGCAUAGUCAGGGAGUCUUAUCACUCUGUCAACGGUGCUGAUCCCGUUGGCCAGCGCACUGUCACACUCUACUCUUCAGACCUUGCGGACUUCGACCAGAUCGGUGAGCGACCGGAGAAGAAAACACCAUCGCAGAUCCGCGACAAACUCAUCGAGAGUGAGCAAUCGCGAAAAGUGCACAGCGUGACAAAGACGCAGAAGAUCGGCGACAACACAUCACCCAAAGUAGUCCGCCGUGGCUCCGUGAAGGAGUUGAGUGAGAAGUUCAUCCAGAAGGAAGCUGCCAUCACUGACAAGAGCACAGCGCAGAGUUACCCAAAAGCCGGCCUCAUUCUCAGAACACAGACGAGUCGAGAGGAUGGCAAAACCACCCCCAAAUCCCCAGACAAGGGGAGAAUCGUGGUGACCAAGACACAGACUGUCACUGGCGAUGGUGGUGGUGGUGGUUUCAAGACAACCACAACCACCAAGGAAACGCGAUCAUUCCUCAACAGUGCCAACAGCAAAGUCACGGACGUUCAAGAUGUUCUCGAUCGCAUGAGAAACGCCGACAAUGUUGAAGAAGUCGAAGACAGUGCCGACGACAGAGAAGCCAGGGCCCUCCUGAACAAGUUUAUAGGAGCCAGCGUCCUUAUGGCCGGAAUGGAGUCCAUGAUGCCGCAACAAAUGAGCCAAAUUGUGGGCGCGCCCGUGACGAAGCAGCAGCAGGUAGGAAAAAGCACAACAAAAACUGUUAAAACUGCCACAACCACCACAAAGAAGAGGCCCACAAAUAUCGACGAGAUUUGGGACGAAGUUCUUCUAAAGCAGCUGUUGGAGCAAACAACCAAUUACGAAGAGCGACGCAAAUUGCGAGCCAGACUCAAGCAAGUGAUGGCGGAAAAGGAAGCUUGUGCUGACGUCAUUGCCAGCGUGAAGAGAGAAUUGAAGCAGCAGGAGGAAGAGCUGGACAGUGACGAGUACGAGAUUGUUGAGGAGGAAGAGGAGGAGGUUGAGGAAGAAGAAGAAGAGGAGGAGGAGGAGGAGGAAGAGGAAGUAGAGGAGGUGUCAGAAGAGGAGGUGGAACCACCAAAGGAGCCUCCGCCGGCGCCACCCGUGGCGGCAAAGGAACUGACCGCAAAAACUGAAACCACUGAGAAUGAGUCAAAAAUUGACGAAGAUGGAGUCAUUACAACUACUAAAAUCACCACAAAAACCAUUCAAUCGAGAGUCGCCGCCACCAAUAACAAGCCAAUGUCGCCGUUUGCCAAGUUCCGCCAACUGGACAAGCAACAUUCAGCGGCUUCUCCACCAAACUCCCCAUUAACACCUUCAACUCCCAAGACACCCGGGGGAUCUGCAGCCCCAAUUUUUAAGUUUACCGACCCAGCGUUAGGUGCACGUGCGGCCACUGUUAAGGAACAGCUACUGCAGUGGUGUCAGAUUAAGACAAAGGAAUACGAGAACGUUCAAAUAACCAACUUCUCAACGAGCUGGUGUGAUGGAUUAGCAUUCUGUGCACUCAUUCAUCACUUCCUGCCGGAUGCAUUCGAUUACAGUGCCCUGACACCUCAGCAGCGCAAGCACAACUUCACACUCGCCUUCCGAGUGGCUGAUGAAAAAGCCGGGAUCGCGCCACUUCUCGAUGUCGAGGACAUGGUAAUGAUGCGAAAGCCCGACUGGAAGUGCGUCUUCACCUACGUCCAGUCAAUCUAUCGACGCUUCCGGAAUGCUGAAUGAUCCGAAAUAAGUCAUUGUUAGUCAAGAGAGUCUCUUAGAAGAGUUGCAUUGUUGCUAAAGCCAUUUGUUAUCAGCUCGUGUUUGUUUUCUAUCUAUUUAUCUCACCACUUUUUUUCCACAAACUCUUAUCUUUUUAAAGUGUCUCCCCAAGAAUAUAUUAUAAAAUAAAAACAAGAAUAUAUUGUAAUAUUUUCUAACGUAGAAUUACCAACAAAUAAACACACACACAUUGUUUAUAAUAUAAAAUGAUGAAAAAAUAUCGUGAUGAAGAGAAAAUUUGUAUGAAAAAACUUGCGCAUAAAUUUGUAUUUAUUAGAUGUUUAGUCAAUCUCUACUUGAGGAUUCUUUUUUCUACCAACUAUUUUAUAUUGUGGUGCAAUUAAUAUUUAAAAGAAAGAGAGAGAUAAAAAAAAAUCAAUAUUAUAAUCUAUGAAACUCUAACUCUUCCUAACUCCCAAAAUCACAAAUGGAUAUUAUUCAAAACUGAUAAAGUGUAAUUUCUGUGUUUCACAAAACUCUUUUCUUUCUUUCUUUCUAUUUUUUUUUUUGUUAAUACAACAACUCUUUCGCCAGCAAAUGUGCGGUGAAAAGAGAAGGAAAAAAAUAAAGUGUAAUAAUUUAACCAAAUAAUUUUUACAAAAUAAAAAUGCUUCGACAUA